Messenger RNA from Echinostoma caproni, 1542 nucleotides. Lineage: Eukaryota; Metazoa; Platyhelminthes; Trematoda; Plagiorchiida; Echinostomatidae. The record is from the annotation of a GenBank genome assembly.
AUGUGGGCAAUCGGUGUCAUAACCUAUAUUCUGUUGACCGGCAUUUCCCCAUUCGCUGGCGAUUCUCAGAUCGAGACAUUUCAGAACAUUUUAGAUUGUAUUGUGGAUUAUACUCGUGAGGAGAUACGCGAUGCCACCGAUUUGGCCAAGGAUUUUAUCCGACGCUUGCUCGUCAAAAACCCCAAUUUGACAGAAUUCCAGAUGGGUGAAGCCGAACGAAGAAAGCAAACUUUUGAAACACAAGAACUAACCUCGCACACUCAUCCUUCGGAUGACCUGCAACAGAAUUGUCGAAGAGGCAGUGUGAUCAAGAAGGCCAAUCUGGACGGAUUGCGUCAUUUUAUUGCCGUGUCAGCUUCCAACGAAUCCAGUUCGAUGACGCCACCUCUCACACCCGUAAAAUUGUCUGCUGAGUCUGAUCUUGGUAGAGACUUUGCGAUUCCUAUAACCAUACCCAGACCGGUACCGGAGGAGGCACCAUUAUCUCCGUUGCUACUACAAACCGCCAACAAACCAGACUUUAAACGUGUUGAGAAAUCGCGUUCGCACAAUCGAAAACAUGGCGCACACCGAAAAUCAAAACGGACGCCGGAGGACAGAGAGAAUGUCGCUCAAGGCGGUGCUGUAAACCAAAAUAAAUCGGUAGAACUAAACGAUGUCCGUGUGAAGCAGGGUGAAAAUAAUCUACUGUCCAAGUCAGUUCAUCAAGAUUAUUCAGAGAAAAUUGCCUCGACUCAACCGGACUCGGAUGUACGACAAGAUGCGAACUUCGUGUCUGUUGCCCACGAUACGAAGGUCACUCCAUUGCCACGUACCCCGGGCGGAUGGCGAGCUAGUCUAAGUCACGGUCUGAUUGGUCGAUUGGGUGCUGCAUUUGUCGCGGCCGCAACCGGUCAUCAUGCCACGUCUCAAACACCGACACUACAAAUGAACGGAACUCGACGAACCAGUGAGACGAAUCAAACGGUCGAUCGACAUCCGGAUCCGAGCGAAAUGAUCAAGUCUACUUUGAUGAAUGAAUCGUAUUCUGAACGAGAGGUUCAUCGAAAAUCUAUCAGAAAUGAAGUUUUCGAAUCACAAGACAGCUCUGACGGUGGAACUGCUUAUUCGACUUCCUCUUCGAACUCAUAUAUGCAACUUUCGCAUAGUGUUGUCCAAUCCAAAACGGGAGAAUCAAACAAAGCAAUCCAUCGUGGAUUGCAAAUGGGUAAUGUGAGUCGGGCGGUGCAGGAGUUUGAAUCAUCCAUUUCCACGGAUUCCGAUGAACCUCAGUCACGGGAUACUCGUAACGGACGCUCACUCUCUGUAUUCACCCCGUCUAGCGAGUCAGACCGAAAGAUCUGGGACGUGCAUAAAGUGAAUAAGCCGUCCAACCCGAACCAUCAUCUGGGCAGUGAGCCAAAACGACACCAAGUCGGUCGCUUGCAAGAACUGUUCGAAAGCGGUGCGAUCACUCAGAAUAGAAGAAAUUUCCUCACGCGACCAGAUCCACAUCGCAGUCCGAAUCCAAAACCAGUUCCCGUGCUAAACAAACGUGACUGA